This is a messenger RNA of Rhea pennata, 6991 nucleotides long. RefSeq names its product vestigial like family member 3 (gene VGLL3). Gene Ontology annotation, cellular component: nucleus. The record is from RefSeq and is a predicted model, not a curated record. Lineage: Eukaryota; Metazoa; Chordata; Aves; Rheiformes; Rheidae. The coding region runs from base 88 to 999 and encodes 303 amino acids. Gene Ontology annotation, biological process: regulation of transcription by RNA polymerase II. The transcript has 4 exons.
GCGCGGCGCCCCGCCGCGGCCGCCCUGCGAGGAGGAGGAGGAGGAGGACGGGGAGGGCGGCGGCGCGGAGCGGCCGCGGCCGCGGCCAUGAGCUGCUCGGACGUGGCCAUGCAGCAACCCGGCCCGGUGGCGUGCGGGCCGCCCCGCUAUGCGCCCGGCGCCGCGGCGGCGUCCGCGCCCGCGGCGGGCUGCUCGCAGAAGAAGUUAGCUGUAUACAACAAGAUGCAGGAGUCUCUGGAAGUGACCCUUCCCAGCAAGCAAGAGGAGGAUGAGAAAGACCAGCCUGCUGAGAUGGAGUACCUUAACUCUCGCUGCGUCCUUUUCACUUACUUCCAGGGAGAUAUUGGUUCAGUAGUGGAUGAACACUUCUCAAGAGCUUUGAGCCAAGCCAGUAGCUUCAGUCCAGAAACUGCCCAUUCAAAGAGCAAGGCAGGGCUAAGUCCUCUCUGGAGAGAAAGCUCAACAAUUUCAAGCCAAAGGAGCAGUUUCCCAACUUCAUUUUGGACCAGUUCUUAUCAGCCUCCUCCCCCACCAUGCUUAAGUGGAGUGCACCCUGAUUUCCCCGUUACUGCACCAGGCACCUUCCCGACACCAGAUCCCAGCAGCUGGCCAGGGCACAGCCUUCAUCAGACUGCCCCACCUCCUCCCCCUGCUGCAUCUGAAUCCUGGCAUUAUCCUUUAGCAUCUCAGGUGAGCCCUUCGUAUGCACACAUGCAUGACGUAUACAUGCAUCGCCAUCACCCUCAUCCACACAUGCACCAUCACCAUCCCAGCUCGCACCGCGACCCACGGUACGGGUCCCUGCUGAUGCCUUCAGUACGUGCAGCCAGGAUUCCUGCUCCCCAGUGUGACGUGACAAAGACAGAUCCCGCUGCUGUCACCAGCGCUACCUCAGCAUGGGCUGGAGCCUUCCAUGGGACAGUGGACAUUGUGCCAAGUUUUGGGUUUGACACAGGUCUACAGCAUCAGGACAAGAGCAAGGAAACUUCUUGGUUCUGAGGUUCAAAUAUAACUUAAAUCCAGCUACAGCUGGAGUCACUGCAGCUGGGAAGGCGAUAUCCAUGACUCCUUCUGCAUGGGGCAAAGGACACACUAUGAAGAUGAAGAGCCAACCAUUCUGGUUUUGCUAUUGAGCCUUUUGUUUGUAAGGCCAUUUAUGGGUCCCACAGUGUCGAAGAAAAAACCUAGCUUUUCUUUCUUUCCUCAUCUGAGCCUGCUGCAGCUGGGCAACGUAAUUCCUUUCUGCUCCUUUAACAGUGUUUUGUUUUGUUCAGCUUGGUAUUUUUACGAACAGUCUCAAUUGUCAGGAAAAAGACUCUCCCUUGACUACAGUGCGCCUCCUUUCAGGAAUACAGUAUUUUGUAGCUCUUUGUGCAUCUAUUUUUGUAGAAAUACAGAAAGUUUGAGUAAGGAUCGGUGGGCUAUUUUAGGAUGACAUAUUUUUUUAAAAAAAAAUGUAAAAUUGUUAAGUUCUGUUUAAAGAACUUGCUCUCAGAGAAGCACUGGCAAAAAAUGUAUAAAAUGCUAUUUUUAGAUGUCUGUGAUGUGUUUGUGCAUUUUGGGUUUUUUUGUUUUGUUACCUCAAAUGUCUAUCUUUCCCUUCUUUUUGAAGAGCUAAGCCUGCCUUGUUUCCACAUUACUAGAUUUUUGAUAUUUUUGUCCUUGUGUUCUAGCUUACGCAAGUAUAAUUCACACCUAAAGUUUCAGCCAAAUAUUUUUCCUGCUGGUGUUAGAUUGUAGCAAGGGUGUCUUUAUUGUCUUGCCUCUGAAGAUGGCUUUGCGCUGUGCUGAUUGUAAGGAACUUGCAAACGCCUUUAACCUGGAGCAAAGCCUGGGGUUAUAAGAACUGCAUUUCCAACCCACUUGUUCUUUCAAAAUGGACCAAAUACUUGUAUGGAUUUAAAUGAUAUAUGAGUUAGGGCUUUGCCCAUGAUCCAUUGAAGCUGAUGAACAGAAUCUUCUAUGAGUUAUGUUUCAGGCCCUCCUUCUAUAGUGAUCAUAAAUAUUGAUAUACUCAUAUUUAAACUCAUGAGGCAGGACUUUCAGCUAAACCAUUUCAAGGGUGAUAAUUUUUAGCAUGAAUAUUCAGGAAGGAAAUGUCAGUUUUAUAAAAAUGUUUACAACUUGUGGAAAGAAAAUGUUUUUUCAACUGGCCUGAUCUCUCUGGUGUCCGAGUACCUCACAGAAAGCAUUGAAGUUUUCAACUCUUGUUGACUUCAUAAGCUAGCUGUAUAACCUAGGACUUGCUGGGAUACCCCAGCUGCGGCUCUUGAAUUUCAUAAGGAGUUGCACGUGCUCAGCGUGCACAAACGUUGGGCUUUGCUGCUGUUUCUGGGUAGGAAUCUGAAGUUGGAAACUACAUCUAGCUCCAGCACUCUGCAAGAUGCUUGCAAAAGUCCAUUUCUGGCCUGCGCCUCAGGUCCAACGUGCAUAAUGAGGACUCUAGUUGAAGCCAGCAUAAGUGCGAUCCAACCUUGAAUAAGGGCUGCAAGAUUGUCCUGAAGAGCCCAGCCCUGCGAUAGGCUGGUGUGGGUCAGCCUGCAAGCCCAAGCCUACUGCCUCCAGCCAGGGGACACCAUAGCAGCAUGUGCUCAGGUGGGGCUGAGUGCAGCAGGGUCAGGGCCCAAGUCGCCUGAUCCUAGCUUUUGUUUGGAAAUGUUGCCUUUCUGCUCUAUGCACCUUCAGCGAAUGGAUGUCUUUAGGAUCCCUCUGUAAUAUUUCACAAGGCUCUCAUAACCUAUUAUUUCCUGCUACCACUGUUUUCAGACAUCCCUGUUUAAAAGACAAACCAGCCACACAGGAACCAAGAGCUAGCUACAUGACUGAGAUAAGGAACAGUUUAAUUUUAAGGCAGCAAGCAUUAUAAAUGUUGAUUUGUCAGGUGGAGAGCACAUGGAUCUCUGUGUGAAUGGGAAAGGGGGAAGUCGUGGACUGUGCAUGCUGCCGAAAUUCAGUCCUCUGUCUGUGUACUGCUUUUCUUCAGGCAUUAGGAAUUUGACACAGUGAGGUGCUGAGCAUCUUCCCUUGCCACAUGAGAUGGCUUGAAGUGCUGGCACUGGGGACAUCAGGAUUAUAACCCAGUUUGGCAAGACCCUUAAGUGCAUAUCUUGAUCAUUUGAAGUCUGAGAAAGCAUAAGAGGGCUGAAUGGGCUGUGCUUAAACACUGUCUUAAAAAAAAAAAAAAAAAAAAAAAAGCAAUGGGCUGUAGUUUCCAUGUUGAAAUGUGGAUUUUUUUUUUUUUUUUUUUUUUUUUUUUUUUUUUUUUUUUUAUCUUUUAGGUUAUUAGCAUUUCUUCCUGUCAUGAAAUUCACUCUCACUACAGUCCUGUAUGUUAUCGCUGUUCUGGUGGAGCUAGUUCCUCAAUUGGUCAAUGAAUUAGUAAUGGAAUGGGAAAACCAUUCUGAGCAAUAAAAGCACCCACAAUUUGCUUACUUAUCAGGACAGUAUAGUUCAGGAAAUAUUUCAAGAAUGACUUCUUGAGAUAGCUAAACAUCAGGAAUUUCUGGCAGUAUUAGAAAUACUGGAAAAAAAGUCCGAACUAUUUUUUUUUUCCCUCUGGACUUGGCAAAGUUGGAAGGCAAAGAGGCAAAACAUCUCCAGAAAAGCAACGAGAAAUGUGAUAAUCAAACUCUCUGAACUUCAGGGAGUGAGAGUUUGGGGGAGGGAGAAAAGCGAAAGGAAAUGCAAGUUUUUUUGAGCUGUACUAUGUUUGAAUUCCCUAUAUAGUUCACCUAUGUCUAGCAAGAGCAGCCAGUCCAUUGCCUUCCUCUUUGCAAGUCUGGAUGAUAAAGGACCUUCUCCUAUUCCCCACAGGUAUUAACACAGAAUCAGGGGACAGGAAAGAAGCAGGCCCAGAGUUUGCACUGGAAUCGCUUUCUGGGUUGUUUUGUUGAGUUUGUGGGUAGAGGGGAUGAAUAUGUGGUGAAUCUGUUGCCUCUUUCUUCCAUCUCAAGGACUACUGUUACGUGCCCGAUUUCCACUGCUGAACUUGAGUAUUCUUAAGGAACUCUACAGGCUCUGGGAGACAAGUGCCAAUGAAAACCUACUGUUGUCUAUAGCCAUUUAUGCACCAGUCAAUCAACUUUAAAAGUCAAAUAAUAAUUUUUUUCCACCCUCCUUAGUAAGUAACAUUCCCCUGUAUUUAACAAGUGAGCUGAAAAUAAAAAUUCCAAGUCCAUACCAGUAGCCCUGCUUGUCUAGUCUAAAAUUUGAAAGACAGGAAAGAAAAAAAAAUCCUUUCCUGUGACAAACUUUUCAGUUGAAUUCAGCAGAUUUACAGCAGAUCUCUCUCUCUCUCACACACUUAUACAUACACGCACAAAUGUGCUUAUGAGAAGCAGAUGCUGCAUUAGUAUUGUUCUUAAAAGAGGAGGAGAGUACUCACUCGCAACGUUGCAGUGAUGGCAUACUGAUGGCAGUGAGAAGGAAACAGAAAUGUUAGGACUGCUCAGGCUUCCACAGAUAGGAAAAACAAGCCCUUAAAAACAGGUCACAAAGAAGUCACAUGUCUUAAUGCAUUACUAAAGAAGUUAUUUUAUUCUUUGUCUAUGUUGAAUUCUACUGCUGCCCUAAGAAGAUGGAUGAUUAAUUUUGUGAGGACCUAUAAAACAUGGUAUACUCUGACACUAUUUCUGUGAAGAAGUGGGGAAAUUACUGUUUUAUUUUAGGAAAAUCUAAUACUAAACUCUUAAAAGCUGUCCAGGAUUUGAUUUUGUUCCUAUUAAUGCUGAGAAAUCUGUUGUCAAUUUGUAUGUCUUCUACUUUGGAGUAUCUGGGGGUUCAUCUUAACCAGCAGUUUUUGAAAAGGAGGUACUUCUUUUUGUUUCGGCUGGGCAUUCCCAUCCUAACAAGCAGAUGAAUAAUACAGCUGCUGAUCACUCAGCAGAUCUGAUUUCUCGAUAGCUGAAUAAGCUACUCUUGGCAGUAGUAAAAUGCACUUUGUUCAGAUUCCUUUCCUCAGCAGACACAAAUUCAGCUCAGUUAUCAGAUUAUCUGAUACUUGUUUCACAGUGUGAAAAUCUGCAAUGAGUGGGAAGGUUCUUUCAAUCUUCUACCUUCUCCUGCUAGAAAAUAUCCCUUCAAAGAAAGAUAAAUCUCUCUUCACAACUUUCAAAGGCACGCUUCUCUCGAGAGCAGAGAUUGCGGGAGAGGAGUGCCAUUUUUUCCCCAACUCGUAGUUAAGGUCAACUGACUUGCACAUACCUAAAGAUUCUGCUUUAAGUCUGUUGUUCAUAUCUUGCUCUCCUCCUCCUGCAAUUCUUUGUGUGUAUGUGUAUAUAUAUAUGUAUACAUAUAUAUAUAUACACACAUAUACAUAUACACAUACAAAUAUAUAUAGUUUCCUCCAUUCUACCCUCAUACAUUCAAAUGCAUGUCCUUUGGAAAUGAACUGAAUGACAUCACUAAAUCUUAUCUGACUAUCUAAAAACAUGUAGGCAGUUUAUUGCUUUCUCUGUAACCUCAGGAGUGAGUGGAAAUUUUCUUUACUGUGCAAAAGGUAUUCAAAAGCCUCAAUUUUUUGUAUCAUAAAGAUCACUGUGCAGUUGGUGGAGUUAUGUAGAGAGGUGCAAUAUAUUGCCUUUCAGCAGACAAGCAUAUCUUGUUGAUUGAGAUUCUUUCAAUUUCAGGUACAUAUCCCCCCCCCCCUUCUUUUUAAUGGCCCAGCAACGUAUAUAUUUCUUUUAAGAACUUAGAAAUAUAUAUAUAUAUAUAUAUAUUUUUAAUUGAUUUUGUGGUUUUAAAAUGUCAGCCUUUGAGCUUUCUAAAGAGUAUUUGAAUGAUAGAUAUUGUGUGUGGAUUUUUAAAGAUGUUGAUGCAUGUUGUUUGGAACUGAAAUCACAUGUAAAGCAAGAAGGUUUAUUAAAAAAUAAAUAAAAUACUGCUUUUAGCCCUAUGGGCCCAAUCUGACAGUUGUGAUGCAGGAAAAGGUUCCUUUAAAGACUAAGGCAAUCUUAUCCGAACAAGGUCAAAAUCCUCUAGGUGGUAGGAGAGCUGGGAGCAGGGGUCUUGCAAAGGCUGAGCUGGAAGUACUGUGAGCAGAGAUGAUCUUUUCCAGCGUUGUGUGUAGAUGAUUGGGCAGUCACUGCACAACAUAUUAAAACCAGACAAUGGUGAUGAUAUGUGCCCCUUCUCACAGGAUGAACUGGCUGCUGAGAGGAAUUAAAGGCAUCUCUGGAAACAUGUCUUAGCUGCCCUUGGUCUGCACGCUGCUUGUGACCUUGCUAUUCUUGCUCUGUGGUCUCCAUGACACCGUGGGGGAACAGCAGCAGCUCGGAUAAAGUUCCUGCAAAAUGAAGAACAUUGUUAGCUCCUAAUUAAGAUAGUUUAGGGAUAAGGGUGACUAAAACAUCACAGCUACCUAAUGCACUCAGAGGCUCAAGCGUUCAAGACAAACUAGCUUAUGUCAUUGACAAUGGCAGUUUACAUGCAAGAGACCUAAUCCUGUUCCUCUUAGUGUCCCUGAAAGACUUCUGUGACAUGGGAUCAUCAGGACCAGUCUUGAAUGCCUAAAGUGCAGUCCACAGAGUUGGCUAGCACAAAGUGGUGGUCUGGGGCCUGAUCCAACGUGAACGGAAAUAAAUUGGAAUCAGCAUUUUUCCAGCAAGCUUUGGCUCAGGUAACUAGUACGUAUAUACAACCAAUACUUGUAGCUGUUCAGGUUUAUAGUAAUGUAGUAAAGUAUCUGCAGAACAGUGCCGCACUUUCUCUGCUAGGUGUUUGUAGCUGUUGUUUAAAACCAUCAGUCAAAAUCAGGGUCCCUCUCCUCUCCCCUUCUCUUCAAACCCCACUUCCCUCAAAACUUCAUUGAACUUUUUUGUCCCUCUCAUCAAAACUGAUGAGGAACUUUGUAUAAAGAAAAGUGUCACUGUUUUAAUUAAUGAAUAAAUAAUUUAAUGUGAAUUUUAUUGUUAUAUUUUUAUGUAGCAUUUUUGGUUUGGUCUAUAUUUCUCAACAAUUAGCUAAUGCUUUCGUUUUAUUCUUAUGCAACUGA